GAGGAAAUCAGAAUAAAUUCAAUAAUAAAUUAAUAAAAAGAGUAACACCGAGUUUGGCCGCUCACACUCUCUACUCUCUUUGAGCGCUCUCUCUCUCUCUGAAGAAAUCACACUGGUUCUCACUGCAAUCAAGGUUUUAGCAAAGAUGGCUCCUUCGGUUGCUUGAGAUCUUGUGCCCGUUGUUAGAUUUUGAAGCUCAGCGCACAGGAUAAUCAUAAUUUGAACAUACCUGCAAAUAGUAUGAGGAAAUUGACAAUGUGGAAGCAUGGAGACGAGUUGAUGCAAUUUCAUUCAGAAGAAAAGCUCAAUAGUUGGAACCUUGACAGUUUUUGGUAGUCCUUCCGGAACACUUGGCGAUGAAAAAUGCUUUAAAUCUAUAGAGGAAGAGAGAAAAGACCAAUGGAAGAAAUACAUUCAAGCUCCGAUAACUAUAGGUCAUCCUCAUCCUCAGCAAGUAGUCCAGCAACAAAACCUCAUUCCGGAGCCUUCUUCUAUCUCCGGAAACCAGGUUUAAGGCAACAAAUCUCGUUCGAGGAUUCACCCGAAUGGGAUGACACCGAGAUCGAUGCAAAUUUAGAGGACGUGGGUGAUUCAAUCCACGUAGCAACUAGUACAAUCUCCCCUUCAUUAUCCAAAGUAAAUAGCGGAUCACUUCCAUCUCCAUCGUUUGCUGAGGCAUCCUCAGCGGUAAUUUCAAGAAAAAUUGCAGGGGCUUCUAUUGUGUGGAAAGACUUGUCAGUUACGGUUAAGGAAAAGAGGAGAUAUUCUGAUAAAGUUCUGAAGAGCUCGAAUGGCUAUGCUUUGCCAGGAACACUUACGGUUAUCAUGGGCCCUGCUCGGUCGGGGAAAUCGACUUUGCUCAGGGCAAUUGCAGGUAGAUUGCGUGACCCAGCUAGAAUGUAUGGCGAAGUUUUUGUGAAUGGUGUGAAGUCUCAGAUGCCGUAUGGUUCCUAUGGAUAUGUUGAUAGAGAAGAUGUUUUGAUUGAAUCACUGACUGUCCGGGAGAUGUUACACUAUUCAGCACUCCUACAGCUUCCUGGUUUCUGCUCUCAAAAGAAGAGUGCUGUCGAGGAUGCAAUUUUAGCUAUGUCCUUAGGAGAUUAUGCAGACAAACUCAUCGGUGGACGUUGUUUUAUGAAGAGUCUUCCUCGGGGUGAAAGGAGGCGUGUCAGUAUUGCUAGGGAGCUUGUUAUGAGACCACAUGCUUUAUUUAUAGAUGAACCUCUUUAUCAUCUUGACAGUGUAUCUGCACUUCUGUUGAUGGUGACACUGAAGAAACUUGCAAGCACAGGCUGCACUAUCAUCUUCACAAUGUACCAGAGCAGCACAGAAGUCUUUGGCCUCUUUGAUCGAAUCUGUUUGCUUUCGAAUGGGAAUACAUUAUUUUUUGGAGAAACAUUGGCCUGUUUGCAGCAUUUCUCAAAUGCUGGGUUCCCCUGUCCAAUCAUGCAAAGUCCCUCAGAUCACUUUUUACGGGCAAUAAACACUGAUUUUGAUAGGAUUAUAGCUAUGUGCAAGAACUUGCAGGAUGAUCAUGGGGAUUUUUCAUCAGUGAACAUGGAUACAGCUGUUGCAAUCCGAACUCUUGAAGCAACAUAUAAAUCAUCUGCUGAUUCAACUGCUGUUGAAUCUAUGAUGGUGAAACUUACUGAAAAGGAAGGUCCUUGUCUUAAAAGUAAGGGAAGAGCUAGUGAUGCAACUCGAAUUGCAGUAUUAACAUGGAGGUCUUUGGUAAUUAUGUCAAGGGAAUGGAAAUACUUCUGGAUCCGGCUUGUUCUGUAUAUGCUUCUCACGCUUUCUGUUGGUACUAUAUUUUCAAACGUUGGCCACACUCUGUCAUCAGUAAUGGUAAGAGUUUCAGCCAUCUUUGUCUUUGUAUCAUUUAUCUUAUUGCUCAGCAUUGCCGGGUUGCCUGCUCAUAUAAAAGAACUCAAGAUAUUUUUCCAUGAGCAAUCAAACCAACACUCAGGAGCAGCAGUUUUCUUGCUUGGUCAUUUCCUCUCAAGCAUUCCUUUCCUGUUCCUCAUUUCCAUAACCUCAACUUUAGUCUUCUAUUUCCUGGUUGGUUUGAGGGAGGAGUUCAGCUUGUUAAUGUAUUUUGUUCUGAACAUCUUCAUGUGUUUAUUAGCAAAUGAAGGGCUUAUGAUGGUUGUUGCAUAUAUCUGGCUCAACACCUUCUCUUCUAUUAUGACUAUGAUCCUCGUUCAUGUUCUAAUGACGCUUGUGGCAGGAUAUUUCAGGAUCCGGUAUAACCUUCCCCAACCCGUUUGGAAGUACCCAUUAUCUUAUGUUGCAUUUCACACUUACUCCAUUCAGGGACUCUUGGAGAAUGAGUACAUUGGUACCUCAUUUGCAGUUGGACAAGUGAGGGCUAUUCCUGGAGUACAAGCUGUUCGUGGUUCUUACGACAUUUCUUAUUCGAGAAAUGCGAAGUGGGACAAUCUUCUUGUGCUAUUUCUGAUGGCCGGGGGGUAUCAUAUACUCUUGUUUGUUCUGCUUCGGUUUCGUAUAAGAGAAAAACUCAGCAGAUGGAUAUUUUGUUGGCUUGGAAUGUAUACGGCGACCUCAAGGUGACUUUAAUCUUUUGUUUUGGUUUCGUAAUUCCUUUUUGUUGUACGUGUAAAAAAAUUGAAAGCAGAAAACCUUCUAUGAAUAGCUGAAUUUGGAAAGAUGCAAAUAUUUAAACAGUGUGAGUGUUUUCUUAUUUACAUGAAUAUAGCAAGUAUCACCAAAGACUAA
Molecule: messenger RNA, 2739 nt
Organism: Asparagus officinalis (garden asparagus)
Lineage: Eukaryota; Viridiplantae; Streptophyta; Magnoliopsida; Asparagales; Asparagaceae
Product: ABC transporter G family member 3
Exons: 13
Coding region: 400-2574 (724 amino acids)
Cellular component (GO): membrane
Molecular function (GO): ABC-type transporter activity; ATP hydrolysis activity; ATP binding
Source: RefSeq, a predicted model, not a curated record